AUGGCGCGAGAAGAAAAAGGCUCGGCCGGUUGCCAUCAACAAGAGCGUAGCAUCCUUUGCAUUAACAACUGCGGAUUCUUUGGCAGUCCGACGACCCUUAACAUGUGCUCCAAGUGUUAUCGAGAUCACGUUCUCAAGUCGUCCCAAGCCGAAGAAGCAUCGUCAGCUUUAUCAGCACCGUCUAGCAGUUCGACAAAGCUUGCAGCUCCAUGCGCUGAGAGAGUUUUUUCUCCCUCCUUUCCAGAACCUAUGGAGCCUGGUUCGUCUAGGGUGACCGCAUGUCCUGCGACCAGUGAACAAAAGUGGAUUGUGGCAUGCGUCUUCAUGCCUCCCCUCUACUCGCUCACUGCGUAUGUUUCUCUUCAUGAGCCGCACUGGCGCUUGCUCUUACUCCUGGUUCGGGAGUGCUACGAGUCAGCUGCAAUUUACUCUUUCGCCAUGUUCCUCAUCUCUUGCCUGGGGCCACCCUCUUGCUCCGCUUCUGAUGCAACGUGGCCAAAGGGAGGGGCAGCUGGCGGAGCAGUAAGGCUGCAACCACCGCAGAACACAGAUAGCGAGUCUUGCACGCGCGAGGAUGAGGGCUAUUGGUCUUCUACCGAUGCGGAUGUUGAGUCGGGGCUUGGCGAGGGCGUGGGUGCGGGAUGCUGGGAGUCUGUUCGGCAGGAGAGCAUUGUGGGAGAGCCGGGAUCAUCAGGAUUUGACUGGAGAAGCGGUGGUGCUGCUGGUGGCGAUGAUGGAGAAGGGGCAGGGGGAGCAGGAGAGCGAGCAGGAGGGCGAGGAAGAGGAGCAGCAGCAGCAGCAGCAGGAGCAGCAGCAGCAGCAGCAGGAGAAGCACCAGCAUCCACUGCUGCAGCAGCACCACGGCCACCACCAGGAGCUGGAGUGGCAGCGGCGGCGGCGUCAUCUGGAGCAGCAGUAUACGUGCACCCUGUGCUGCUGCGGUGGUUCCUGAAGGAGUGGGUGCAUGGGCAGCAGCUGUUUCAGGAGUGCAAAUUCGGCAUUGUGCUGUAUAUGGUGAUCAAGCCAGCAUGUGCCCUGCUCCAGGUCGUGUUUGGCCCAUUCGGACUGUACAAGGAGGGGGACUUCAGCCCGUACUCUCUCUACCCAUACGCAACUCUUCUCAUAAACCUAUCCCAGAUGUACGCGCUGUACUGCAUAGUCGUGUUCUACCACGCCAUAGGCCACUACCUCGCGCACAUCCGCCCCUUGGGCAAGUUCCUCGCCAUCAAGGGCGUCAUCUUCGUCACCUACUGGCAGUCUGUCAUCAUUGCUGCGCUGGUGUUGUUUCUUGGGUUGGCUUCUGGGGGUGCGCGCCCGCUGCAUGGCCUGGAGUGGCAAGAUGCGGUGCAGGACUGGCUUAUCUGCGUGGAGAUGGCAGCAGCAGCGCUGGCCAACCACUGGACCUUUCCAGUCUCGCCCUACACGCGCUCCCGCCUCGCUCCUGCCCGCAUGCAGCGCGUGCCAGCUGGCGUCGUGGCAGUGCUUGCUGACAUGGCGGACCCGUCCGCCCCGCUGGACCCCGAAGAGAUCCUGGCAAGCGAGGUGAUUGGCCGAAGCCUGUUCAAGGGCAGCACAGCUGCUGCUGGUGCUGCUGUAGUUGAUAGUGAAACUGCUGCUGCUACUGUGGCUUCUGGAGGUAUUGGUAGUGGUGGUGCUGGCGCAUUUCGAGUAGCGGCGAUGGGAGCGGAAGGAGGGGCCUUAGGAGGAGGAAGAUUGGGAGAUGGGAGGGACAGAAGAGGGGGUGGAAUGCGAGAGGAUGCAUGGGAAUAUGCUUCUGACUACUUGGGAAGGAGGGACAUGGAGGUUUCUGAGAAGAUUCACGAUGUUUUGGUUGGCGGUGGCACUGACGCGCUACAGGACAUGCAGGCAGCAGUGCAACGAGGCAUACUGCCCAUAUCCGCCGCAGUGGAGCCUCUCACAGCAGCCGUACAGCCCUUCUCUGCUGCUGUCACCAGCGCUCACCAGCAGGUCGCCUCCACGUGGCACCAGCUGCAGGCGUCCCUCCCUGCCCUCCCUGCUGCCUUCCUCCCGUCUGUUUCCAACUCUAGAGAAGCUGAAAUGGUGGGAGAAGGGCGCUUGGUGCAAGGAUGA
Messenger RNA from Closterium sp. Yama58-4, 2091 nucleotides. Lineage: Eukaryota; Viridiplantae; Streptophyta; Zygnematophyceae; Desmidiales; Closteriaceae. The record is from the annotation of a GenBank genome assembly.